AUGAAAACCAUACUCCAUUCAUACAGUUUCUGUUUGCUGUCAAUCUUUAAAAUCGCCUUAGCAGUGGAUACAAUAACAUCCGGUCAAAUUCCAAAAGACGGAAAUACCCUCCUCUCCUCCGGAGGCAAUUUCGAGCUUGGCUUCUUCAGCCUGGCCAGAAGCUCGAGAAACAGUUGUUUAGAAGUCUACCUCUCGUGGUGGAAAACUCCGACGACCCAUCGCCCGGAGACUUCACCUACUGAUGUAAGCGGGCAUGGAGAACUCAACAAUGUAAAUAGUCAUUACGAUCAAAUUCACGACAAGGACUUCGAGUUACCUUUGUUUGAUUUAUGCACACUAGUUGAAGCUACCGAUAAUUUUUCGAUCACCAAUAAGCUUGGAGAGGCAAACGAGCAAGAAAUUGCUGUUAAACGGCUAUCAAGAACUUCUCAUCAAGGAGUGGACGAGUUCAAGAAUGAAGUCGUGUGUAUUGCCAAACUCCAACAUCGAAAUCUAGUGAAGCUUUUGGGCUACUGCACUCAAGCCGAAGAAAACAUGUUGGUCUACGAAUACAUGACAAACAAAAGCCUUGACUUGAUUUUGUUCGAUCCAUCAGAAAGCACGUUAUUUGAUUGGCCUAUACGCCUCAAUAUUAUCAACGGCAUUGCUCGUGGCCUAAUGUACCUUCAUCAAGACUCGCGUUUACGAAUCAUACAUAGAGACCUCAAGGCUAGCAACAUAUUACUAGACUUUGAAAUGAACCCAAAGAUAUCGGAUUGGCUAGAGCUUUUGGAGGGAACGAGACCGGAGCCAACACGAGCCGAUGGGUAUAUGUCCCCAGAAUACGCGAUCGACGGUCUCUUCUCUGUGAAAUCGGACGUCUUUAGCUUCGGCGUUUUGGUGCUCGAGAUUGUAAGUGGCCAGAGAAACAGAGGAUUUUCUCAUGCAGAUCACAAUCUCAACCUUCUUGGACAUGCAUGGAUGCUAUACAAGGAAGGAAAGUCAUCGGAACUUGUAGAUUUUAACAUGGGAAACACAUUUGUCCUAGUGAUGGCCAACGAAGGCGUUUUGCUGCCAGCUAAGCAGCCGGUGUUUUUCACCGAGCGGGAAGAGCAGGAAAUGGUUUCGAAUGCCGAGACCUCUGCAAGUUCGAACGCAACAUAUUCGGCAAAUGAAAUGAGCAUUACACUUCUGGCGCCAAGAUGA
This is a messenger RNA of Striga asiatica, 1185 nucleotides long. The record is from the annotation of a GenBank genome assembly. Lineage: Eukaryota; Viridiplantae; Streptophyta; Magnoliopsida; Lamiales; Orobanchaceae.